ACGGUGGUGGGGCUUAACACUUGAAGGCUCUCAAAUGUCUCAUAGCCUGAGCAUUGCCAAGCCCCCACCCCAAACACUUGACCCCUGCUGACGUAGGCUGUCCAUUUACAUUUAGGGACACCGGCUCACUCCAUUCUUAAUGCCAUUGCUAUUGUGGAGAGAAGCAGGCGCCAGGGAUACAGUUUGAGAGAAAUAGAUUUAUUUUAAAUCAUACUUUGCUGAUCUUAUUUUACUUUUACAAAAUCUUCAUAACUGGUUAUUGGUUUUGAAUGUUUGCCUUGUCGGAGUCGGGGGGUUUUUUGUUUCACAUUUCUGUAUUUAAAUUAGUUUACUCACCAACUUGGAACACUGAAAGGUAGAGCUGGCUACGAUUUUUAAAGAAGCCUUUUUGUCUCUGUCACGGACGUUACUAGUCCUAUUUUUGUCUGAGGUCGGUGUCUUAACGUGAUUUUUAUAUCACUGGAAGCCAUGAGUGCCUUGGUAAUGAAAACAGUAGGAGAUGACAACGGUGCAGGCUUUGACCUCAUCCAAAAUCGGAUUGAGUCACUGAGCAGCAAGAUGGACAAGCUCAUCAACAUUCAAGAAAAGGUCCUUAACCGACUGGAUGGGAUGUCUCAGGACAUUGACGGCAUUGAAAAGGAUAUGGAGAAUCUGAAGGUUGACAAGGAGGAGAUCCAUCUGCCAAUGAGCCAGACCCAGGUCGUGGGGCGAGAAGUGAAGGAGAUAUGCCACGAGAUGAGCACCAUCAUGUCGGUGGUGAACCAGCGCUCCGAGCAGCAGGCUCAGAAACUGGAAGGGAUGGAAAAGCUGGUCCUCAGCAUGCAGCAGGUGAUCGGCUUCAUUGGGGAGACGGUGAAGAGUUCAAGGAUUAUAGAGCUGAUACUCAAAGGCCCCACAGCUCGGAAGGGCUCCAAACCCAAAGACAGUAAGGGAAAGCAAGCUAUCAAGGGGAAAACGUCUACAGAUACAAUCACCAAGAAGCUGGACAAGAGAACUACCUCUAAUAAAACCGGUAAAGGGAAUCAACAGAUAACUCCUGCAUGUGAGCCCAGUACUCCGCAGCUCUCUCACAAGAAAAAGCUCCAUGGACCAAAGCAUUUCCUCGCCUCUCGCAAAUGUGGAAAAUGUAUAAAAGACCAGAAAGGUAAAGAUGGGACAGAGAAGCCUUGUUUGAGCCCCAAGAGUCAAAAAGCUCAAAAGAGGAUAAAGCCCCCAGACACAGAAGAUAAUAUCUCUAUGAAGAAGCAGGUUUUGCUUCUCCAAGAGGUGCAGAAACUCAACAGGGCAAACACUGAGAAAUCAGACCACCAGCUCACCACUGGAUAUCUUGAUUUGGAGGCUGGAGUUUCCCCCAAAGACCAACAACUCAAUGCCUCCGGUUGCAAUUUGGUGGACUACCUGCGUGAAGAUUCCGAAGCGGCUGAGAGCCACGAGGUUGUUGAGGCAUUAAGUGAGGAGGAAGUGGGGGCAGAGGUACCUGAGGGAGAGGCAGGGGUUACAGGGCAGGAACCCAAGCUCGAUGUGAAGGAUGCUGUGAAAGGGGAUGAAGAGGAAACGCUCAAAGUCACAGAGGAGAAGGAGGAAGAGGAAGCUUCUGCUGCAGACGAAGUAGCCGAAGCCCCAGAGCUCCCUGCUGUGCAUGACAAUGAAAAAGAACCAACUGCUGCUGCAAGCCCCGACGACCACAGCCCAUCUGAGCAAGACCAGAAAGUGGAGAUCAGCAGCACAACUACCAAGACCUUUGUGACAGAGGAGCACUUUUUAUUGGCGGAACCCACAAAGAGCCAAGCAUUGGUGGUGGAGGAGGAGAAGGAGAAGAGAGAAGACAACGACGAGGACGAACAUAAGCUGGAGUCUGAGGGCUGGGCCGUCUUUAGGGCGGAUGGAGUCGAAAUCCAGUUAAACCUCAAACAAAGGGUGGAGAGAGAGAGGAAGGCAAACGAUGCAGCAAAGGAGGAAGAUGACGAUGCCGAGCGGUACUUAAUUGACACCAUUCCUCCGCCAGGGGCUCCUUUUAAUCACCGCAUUGUGUCGGCCAAGCCCAACCAGAUCAGCAACUUCUACACCAUCAACUGGCAGGAGGUCCUGGGCGGGGGUCGCUUUGGCCAGGUGCACAAAUGCAUUGAAAACUCAUCUGGUCUCACUUUGGCAGCGAAGGUCAUCAAAGCCAGGGGUCAGAAAGAAAAGGAGGUGGUGAAGAAUGAGAUCCAGGUCAUGAAUAAUCUGGACCAUGCCAACCUGAUCCAGCUCUAUGCAGCUUAUGAGUCAAGGAAUGACAUCAUCCUUGUACUUGAAUAUGUUGGUGGAGGGGAGCUGUUCGACAGGAUCAUUGAUGAAAACUACACUUUAAUGGAGCUGGACGCUUUGGUGUUCAUCAGGCAGAUCUGUGAGGGCCUGCAGCACAUGCACAAGAUGUACAUCCUACACCUGGACCUAAAGCCAGAAAACAUUCUGUGCGUGAGCAGAGUCACAAAUAAGAUCAAAAUCAUCGACUUUGGUCUCGCCAGGAUAUAUAAACCAAGGGAGAAGCUGCGGGUGAAUUUUGGCACUCCAGAGUUUCUCGCUCCUGAAGUCAUCAACUACGACUUUGUGUCGUUCAACACAGACAUGUGGAGCCUUGGCGUCAUCACCUACAUGCUUCUGAGCGGUCUCUGCCCCUUCCUGGGUGAUGACGACAAUCAGACUCUGAAUAACAUCUUGGCCUGUCAGUGGAACUUUGAGGAACAAGAGUUUAUAGAUACAUCAGAGGAAGCCAAAGAUUUCAUCUCCAGGCUCCUUAUUGUAAAUAAAAGUUGGAGGAUGGGGGCAUCCGAAUCAUUAAGACACCCUUGGCUGUCUGACUCAGCGCUCCAUCAUCGCCUUCAUACGAAGAAAACUAUGUGCAGAUCACGACGAUCGUCAUGUGUGCCCACGACUGAUAGUUGAGGAAUAAUUUCAAAUCGUCCACAAGGGGGAAGCAUGUCUCAAAUUUUGAGCAUGGCAGAGAAAAGGGAUUCAGUGUCUUCCUGUCGAAGAGAGAAAGUCCCAAUUGUAAUAAUUUCCCACUUUUUUAGGGCUCUGCAUUGAUGUGACAGCUCCAGCUGUGGCCACUCGGACCAACCCUCCUGUCAAUGUGUGUUACCUUCAUUUCAGUCAAUGCACCUGCGGCAUUUUUUCCUGAAAUGUAAUCCUCUGUGUUGUGUCCAUGUCACCAGUAAACCAAAGCAAUAUAUAAGAGUUUUGUUCAUAUUGGAUUUAAUAGGUGAUAGUCGCAGAAGGCAUUUCACCGUGCAACUUUGGCCGAAAAUAAAUUGCAAAGCUAGAGCAACAGCACGUGAAGAAAAAUCGGAAGAACAUCCUACAACAUGUAUCGUACAGUAAACGCGACCUUUGUGAUGAUUACAGUACUCAGCUAUUGUUGGGACUGUGUCAGAGAUGUCAACUGUUGAGUUUUAUGUUUGUGGUGAUGGUUUAUUGCAUUAUAUUACUGUGUAAGGUGUUUUUUUCCCCUAUUCAACCUGUUGAAGAUGGCAAUUCAAAAAGGUGCAAAAGUCAUAAUCUGACCAUCAUUAUACACAUAUUGUCAUAUAUUACUGGAUGAGCUUAACUGUGUGUGGCACCUUUGUCUUGAGAGUUGAACGUGCACAUUGUGCUGUAUAUAAAACUCACCCUCACAUGUACCACAUAACCACAUUCACUGGACUGUCAUUGCUGCUGUAUUCAUAUCCUGCUGAAUAAACUUACAUGUUGGGAAACAUACCUCAAAUUCCUCUACAUGAAGGCUACAUCAUGAUUCAGUUGAUAUGACUGUAAUGAUCUGUGAUGCCUUCCUCCCCUCAGUUAUUCAUAUUUUUGGGCUGUAAAUAGAUGCUGUACUGUAGAUUAAAAUCCACAUUUUGUCAUAUCUUAAAUAUCUUGUAUGUUGAACGUAAGGGCAGAAUACAAUUUUUGCGGUGGGUGUCGAGCUGUAGUAUGUGCACUUUAUACUGUUAUUUAUUUAAAUUUAUGUUAUACCCUAACCUGCCGUAGUACCAUAGGAAAGUAAUGUUGAAAAGCUCAUGUCUCCUCCAUCUGUUUCACCGUAUUUUGUCCUGGUGUUUAUGAAGAAAAUACGUUUCACCAACACAGUUUUUUUUGUCUUAUCGACUAACUGUAUUAUUUUCUUUUCUUCUUGGUUGCAUGUCAUUAUAUGUUUAUGUGCUAUCAGCCAGUAUUAAGAGUAAUUACUUAGGCGCUUUUUCCACGUUACAAAGAUCUAUCUUUCAAAUACCUUCCGUGAAGGUCCAUUAACUGAAAGCAGUACACUACCUACCUAAUGUUGCCUCGGUGCGUACCCUCUUGUUAGAACCACAUUUAUGUGAUGUCAAUUUAACUUCAUGAUCAAUGUCACAUUGAUUGUUGUUGAACACAGAGUGAUUGUGAAAGACAUUGUCCUCACCAGGUGUUAACAGUUUUCAAAUUCAGCAUGUGUUUGUGAAGUGUAUACACACCCAUUAAACUGAAAUUGUGUCAUCA
Molecule: messenger RNA, 4494 nt
Organism: Scophthalmus maximus (turbot)
Lineage: Eukaryota; Metazoa; Chordata; Actinopteri; Pleuronectiformes; Scophthalmidae
Gene: mylk4a
Product: myosin light chain kinase family, member 4a
Exons: 15
Coding region: 469-2925 (818 amino acids)
Biological process (GO): intracellular signal transduction; positive regulation of apoptotic process; protein phosphorylation
Cellular component (GO): cytoplasm; nucleus
Molecular function (GO): protein serine/threonine kinase activity; ATP binding
Source: RefSeq, a predicted model, not a curated record